GGUGGUAGGUAUUUAUAUUUAUAUUAGGUAUUCAUCUCUUAAACGCCGUUGGGACAUUGCAAAACUACCGAGUCAACAACUUAACAACGACUUACCUGCAAAAUGACCGCCCCUGAGAACUUCCCUACCUCUCUUCCACGGGUUGAAUGCCUAAUUCAGAACGGCCUCAAAUCCCGGAUUUUGAUGCCAGCUGAUCCCGCCUACGCUGCCCGGAUCGACUCUUACUGGUGUAAUAGCGCUAAAUUGCGACCAUCCUGUAUCGUUCAGCCGCGCUCCGCUGAUGACGUGUCCAAAGCCGUUGUCGCCCUUGCAAAGGCUAAUCAGCCCCUCGCCGUCCGCUCCGGUGGCCAUACCAACUGGGCCGGCAGCAACAACAUCACCGAUGGCGUCACUAUAGACUUAGGCCUGCUCAAUUCUACGAGAUAUGAUGACACUAACCAGACCGCCCACAUAGGAUCUGGAGGGAAGUGGAAGCAUGUCUAUGCCGAGCUUGAAAAGCAUGGCCGCACAGUCGCCGGCGGUAGAGAGGCCGAGGUCGGCGUGGGUGGCUUCCUGCUGGGCGGCGGGAACAACUUCUACGCCUCUCGUUACGGUUUGGCUUGUGAUUGUGUCAUAGCCUACGAGGUCGUUUUGGCUGAUGGGAGCAUUGUCACUGCCAAGGCAGACGAACAUACCGACCUCUUCCGCGCUUUGAAAGGCGGAGGCAAUAACUUCGGCAUUGUCACAUGUUUCACCAUGUCGACCAUACCUAGCGGCCCUAUAUGGGGUGGACUGGCUCUUCAUCCGUUGGACAUCUUCCCGGCCGGGAUCAAGACCGUGGUCGACUUCACGACCAACAAUGCAACGGAUCCGGACUCCAGCAUGCAAUUUGUAGUCGGCUACCAACCCAGAUUUGGCGGCGGCGUUUGCAUUACCAUCGCAAAUAACAUGGCCGCCGUUGAGAAGCCUCCUUUGCUCCAGGCUGCUUUGGCACUGCCUGAGAUUAUGAGCAAUUACAAGACGACCACGCUCCAAGAAGUUCUCACCUAUUCUUCGCUACCACCCAACUACUAUAACAUCUGGUUCACUUUGACCAUCAAGAAUGAUGCUUCUAUUCUCGUCAAAGCCGCUGAGCUGCAUAAUCAGAUGACGAAGGAGCUCCAGGCAGGUAUUCCUGAUCAGGAUUUCACCUCCCAUGUCGCCUUCCAGCCGUUACCACGAUUAUUUGUGGAGAGGUCGCACGCUACUAACGCCAGUGGAAACGUGCUCGGGCUCGAGCAGAAUACCAGCGAUGCCAUCUUGAUUCAGGCGUGCGCGAGCGUCCGUACCGCCGAAUUGGAGGCAUGGGCUCGUCCCAAGGUUCGUGCGUUGGUUGACGAGGUGCGUGCUUUCGCUAGCAACAUCGAGGGCGGUGUCGUGCCGUGGGUGUACCUUAAUUACGCUCAUUCUAGCCAAGAGGUUCUACAGAGCUAUGGCCCGGAGAACAUUCGCAGGCUCCGAGAGGCCUCGUCUAAAUAUGAUCCCGAGGGCAUCUUCCAGCGCUUGUGUCCCGGUGGCUUCAAGAUUUCGGCUUUGAAGAAUUGAAUUAUUCUACGUUAAUCUCAAGUAUGUAGGAGGUAGUUACAUAUGCAUACCUACCUGGACUUAGGCAUGGUACCAAUACAUAUGUCAUAAGUAAACCUGAACAUACCAGGUAGGUAGGGUAGGUAGGCAUUCAAUUUUAUUGGCUCGAUCGUUUGAAUCACAGCAUGAUGCAAGUAGGAAUGUCUUAAUCCGGCAAUUUUCCGCAUGAAGAACGUGCAUCACCAAAGUGUUACGAACCUCAGAACCGGGGCACAUGCGGCUCACAUGACCACAAGAAGGAAGUGAAAGGUACCUAGGUGCCUAACCUAAGUGAAGAGUGCGACUAAUACAAACAGUAUAAACAGUACCUAGUAGUAUAGUUCUAGUGAUAUAUUGACGUUUGUCCCCCUCAA
Messenger RNA from Daldinia caldariorum, 1955 nucleotides. RefSeq lists its product as uncharacterized. The record is from RefSeq and is a predicted model, not a curated record. NCBI's taxonomy places the organism in Eukaryota, Fungi, Ascomycota, Sordariomycetes, Xylariales, Hypoxylaceae. The coding region runs from base 103 to 1563 and encodes 486 amino acids. The transcript has 3 exons. Gene Ontology annotation, molecular function: FAD binding; oxidoreductase activity.